AUGAUAUUUCAUGGUAGUCUUGGUGUACAGUUGCCUCAAUACAAUUCACCUAAUCAAUCUGAUCAUCGAGACCGACUCGGUCAACAAUUUGAUUUGUUGAAUCCUUAUACAAAUUAUACCAAUUCUUCAUGGCAGCUUCAUGGUUUAUUAGACGCGAACACUGACAACAAAGCAUUGGAGGAUCAACAUCAGAACCAGAAUCAGAACCGACCGACUGGGUGUUCAACGGCUUCUUCCAUAUCACUACAUAAUACGGCGUUUUCCGGCGCAUUAAUUGCGACAAUGCCUCAAAAGCGAAAUGCUUCCGGUGAACCCAAUGGCUCAACUGCUCCUGUUGCGAAGCAGAUUAAAUCAGAACAACAUCCAGAAGAAUUCUCAAAUACGGUUCGUAAGAUACGAUGCGAUGGAUUACCUAGUGGUUGUUCGCCAUGUUUACAAAAUAAUACGGAAUGUCGGACGACAGAUAGGAUAACUGGUCGCGCCACAUCGCGGGGUUAUGUUGAAGGAAUUGAGCAACAGAAUCGCGAUCUGCAACUUCGAAUUCAAGAGCUGGAGCAACGAUUGUUGCAAAGUGGCGCUGAUAUAAAACCAACCAACGGAUUUCACGAUUCAGGAUCCGGUCAAUAUGGAUACGGUCAAUCUUCUAAUGGGAUGCAAUCAUCAUGGAGUUCGGCAGGUUCAGCAUACACUUCACCAACUUCAAUAAACGUGAAUAAUGGCCAGCAACAAGAGACCAAUAUGUUUCGUGCUUUACCUGCUUAUCGAGCUGGAUGUAUGGGCGAUAAUUAUCUUGGAGUAUCACCUGGAAGCUCUCAUCUAAGCGCGAUAAAAGGUACAGCAUUAUCGAUUUUAGGUAUGGAGAUUGACAUUGCGGAUUUUCGUUCUAUCGAUAUGGAUGAACCGGAUUCCUCAGUUUUUCACCCUCAACUUUACAACAAAUCAUAUCAAUCCUUUCUUCAAUCGGCUUGGAAUGUAAAUCCAAGAAUUGACAAGGUUGAAUUGCCAUCCCGUUCAGACGGUCUCACCUAUGCCCAGUGGUAUUUUCGUGUCAUCAACCCAUACUGUCCCCUCCUUCACAGAGGUACUUUUAUGAGAUUGUUGACUCGGAUGUACGAUGAUCCUACCUUUCGCCCAACUAUCGCCGAGAACGUUAUUGUUCAUAUGGUCUUCGCUAUUAUGUUCUUCCAGUAUGCGACUAGAAACUGGGAAGAUGUUGAACAACAAGCGAACUUGAACUCCCAGUCGAAUAUGCACUACCAUUACUGUCUUGGCAUGUUUUACCAGCUAGCAUGUAGUCAUACAGCACAAGAUGUUCAAGCUUUAGCCUUGAUUUGCAUGCAUCUUCGAAACUUCCCCAAGCCGGGCGCAAGUUGGAUGCUUGCCAGAAUGGCUAUGACUCUUGCUAUUGAACUUGGGCUUCACCGAUCGAUGAAAAGAUGGGCCCCUGAUUCGAAUACGCUUAGCGAACUCGAAAUCGAAAUGCGUAGACGAACUUUUUGGGUUGUCCUAACUGUUAAUGUUACCCUUAGUGGAAAGCUUGGCCGCCCAAUGCCGCUACGGAAUGAAGAUUAUGAUGUUGAAAUUCCUUCACCAAUCGACGAUGAUUACAUUCCCGGUGAAGGUGUAGAGUCACCUCACCCAAUUAAAUGUAACCACGAGAUUGGUAUCCAAGCUUUCAAGCUUAUACCAUGUUAUCUGGAACUAUAUUCAACUAUUUAUUCAAUAUCCCGUCGGCCAGAUACUUACAUUGCAACUGUCAAUAAAUUAGAGGCCAAAAUCCGUGCUUGGAAGGAAGAUUUACCUUUCCAGCUAGUGAAUGGAGAGUUGGGACAUAACGAACAAGAAGGACGAGUAUUCGCUCUCUAUGCUCAAUCUUGGUCUCAAGAAUUUCGUCUUCUUCUGCGUCAUCCAUCAGUAUCUAUGACAACAGAUCCCGAUUUCAAUGCCGAGAGCAUGAGAAUAUGUGUAGAGUCUUCUCGGCAAAUGUUAGGAGUUGUCCGCCAACUUCAGAAGUACAGAAGUCUUGACACGACUUGGUACAAUACUUCGGUUUAUGUCAUGGCACUUACUACAACAUUAUUCGCUCAGUGGGAGAAGCGUGGCGGGAUAUCGUCAGCUGACUUUGCAGCGUUGAGAGAAGAAAUGGACAUAUGGUUGGACAUCAUGGGGGAUAUAGGCUCGCUGCUUGGUUCUGGAACACGACUUAAAAAGGCCGUCCAGGUUGUCACUGACGGAACACUCGGUCUAUUGAGCCGAAAUUUACCGAUCAAGAACGAUAAAAGUUAUGUUUCGGCCAACACGCCCCAGGAAGAGAUGAGACCUGCAGAGCAAACUUCGAACACCAACGGUAACAAUGGUUAUGCAGUGACAGCUCAGAACUAUAAUUACACUGAGCCUGUUUCUGCUAGUGGAAGUGCACCUGCACCUAGCUACCCAUCUUCCGAUGGUCAGAUGUCUCAUCAACAAACACCAUACCCAGCUGCAACUCAAUAUUCGCCAUAUCUCGAGUCAGCUUCCAAUACUUCCGAUUUAACAUAUGCUCAGCCCGAAAAUCAAAGCUAUUCAGGUUAUUCGGCUCCAACUACGGAUUCUGUAGAAGCACCAUUAAUCGCUGCAUUAGCUGCUCAGGCAUCUCAGGUCGCUCCUAACACAUGGCAUAGAAAUUCAAUACAAGUUAAUACAGCGCCUACACAAGCAUGGCAAAAUUGGACAUCUACUAUAACGGGCAAUCUCGAACCGCAAGAAUGUUACUCGGCAAGUGCUUUGAUGCAACUAGGGGGGAGAGAUCUGAGUACUGGUGAUGCGACACAAUUAAAUUCAUCGAUAGGUGAAGUUCAAAAUGGAGGUGUGGGUGAACAGGGACAUUUGGGUGGACAAGUUUCGGGGGCUAUCGCGGGUGCGACUUGGCCACUUAAUCUUUUUGAUAUUGGUCCUAAUGGUACGGCCGGUUGA
Messenger RNA from Sclerotinia sclerotiorum 1980 UF-70, 2952 nucleotides. RefSeq lists its product as hypothetical. Bases 1 to 2952 code for a protein of 983 amino acids. The record is from RefSeq and is a predicted model, not a curated record. The transcript is spliced from 4 exons. Lineage: Eukaryota; Fungi; Ascomycota; Leotiomycetes; Helotiales; Sclerotiniaceae. Gene Ontology annotation, biological process: regulation of DNA-templated transcription; DNA-templated transcription. Gene Ontology annotation, molecular function: zinc ion binding; DNA-binding transcription factor activity, RNA polymerase II-specific; DNA binding.